CAACCCACUUUCAAUUAUAUUUUUUAAAAUCUGUGUCAGGUCGACUUGAGCCAAAUAUUAGUGGGAGGGUGCAGAUUAUUUGGUUGAAUGGAAAGAAAGAAUUGUCAUAUUUGAAUAUAUAUAUCUCCCUUUCUCUCUCUAAAAUUCUCUCUACCCACCAUGGACAUCCGGUGACUGCCCCACCGUCGCCGGCCACCACACCCUCCACCCUCCAAUCUGCCGCUCCUCCCACCAUGGCUCCACGGUAGGCCCUGACUCCCAACACCCUCACGACACCAACUCCAUCUCCCGAACCUCAAGAAUCUUUCGAGGCCGAAGCUGCCCUAAGGCCACGGUGACCCAGCCUGGUCUGCCGAGCAUGUCGGCCCCAAUGAACAACAGCCCUCAAGACCGCCCCGACCAGGCUCGGGAUUCCUCGGACGGUCUGAACUUACUCACAUCGGAACAUCCGAUGGUCUUCCGGUGCGAAAGAAAAUGCCUUCUAAGGCUUCUGGAGCCCGAUUCAAGCAGAGGGAAGAUACCCCGGCGCCAUCUACCAAAGGGGAUGGUCGAAAACGGUUUGAUGCUUCUCCCCUUCCGGAGGAUAAACAAGUCUGCAAAAGGCUGGACUUUGGAUCCGGCAACACCCCUGCAACUGAAGCUUUCGUGCGCGAGGAAGAAAAUCACCUGGCGAGCCACCAAGCCGGAGAGACGAAUAGCCUCUUACCGGGAAAAUCCGAUAUCUCCCCUACUGAACUAGAGCGAGAAAUGAGAGUCAUCUGCUAUAUCCCCACCGCCACACCUGAAAAGCUAUCGGACUCCGGCUGUUCCGACGUCGCCGACGAGAUGGCCGUCGUUGUUGAAGAAUAUUGCCGGCUGGGGCACUCUAGCACAAAGGACGUGGUGUUAGAUGGGACAAAAGGAGCCUUGAAAGGUGAGAAGGUUAACUUUGAUCAAAAUAGACAUAGAUCUAAAUCAACUUUCCAAAAGUCCCUUGUUGCUUUGCCACAUGAAUGAGUCACGUGUGGACCUAGCCGUUGAGGCUCCAAUGGUGCCAAAAAAGGACACCCUACUCCAGAUUGCUAAUCUUGACUCGGGGGAGAUGCUAGAUUUCACGGCUGCUAAGCCCCUCCUCACCUCCAUUCAACCGGAAGCUGGCCACUCGAAUGAAGAGACCUUGCAUAUGCCUACUCCGGCGGCUGCCACCCUUUUGCCGCCCCCCUCGGCUGCAUUUGUCCCACCGUUUGAUGAGUUCCCUCCCCUCGAACGAGGUAUUACGCUGAAGCUACGGGAUGCCUUCGAGAAGGCCAUGCCAAACCCGAGACCGGCGGUGGCUGGGCCCCGGAAGAAGACGGAAGGGCCUGCUUAUCGGAAUAGCUUGAUUGCCGGAAGCCCAAGCACGGCUGGGGAGAGACCUAGCACAAAUUUGAUAGACCCCAGGCAACCCAAAGGACAUGAGGAGGCGUCGGGAAACUCUAGCAAGCCAAAGACCAUGGCUGACUUGCUCCGAGGGAAAUCUGACCUAACUGGGCCGCAAGUCUUCGAGCCGGAGAAAAUCCAGAACAUCGGGAAAGCAACCCUCUCAAUUGGGAUUCCUGCCAUCUAUUUCUCCGGGGUCGAAAUUCAGAAACUAGUCGGGCACGCAAUUGUUGUUGAUCUUGGAAAUACAUUAAGGGGGCGUUUGGUUGGUCAGUUAGGGAGCCUAACUGGGCCAUUUCUAAGUUUAACUGAUGUUUGGUUCGUCUGUUAGCGUAACUUGAUGGCCCGACUUUUGGGCCAAGGCCCGGCGAAACAGCCCCUUUUCUUCAGAAACCGUAACUCACCUCCUCACCUCAUUUACCGUAACUCCCCCUAGAGAAAUGGCACAUUGAUUGGAAAUUUCCCCAAUUAACCCCAACCUUCCAAUUUUUCUUUCCCAAGAAUUCGAAUUGACAAGAUUUUCGCUCCUCUUCCUUCUUCGCGUCGAAGAAGACUGACCCAAGGAGAAAGCUCACUAAUUCCGGCAAGGGCGGCCAUUUUCAGUCGACGAGCAUUUGAAGGGCCUAAAGAAGGUGGAGUUAGAGGAGAUUCCAUUUAUAAUGGAUCUGCUGGAUGAAACAAAUGUAGAGUUUGUGCAGGUUUAUAGCUGCUUGUUACCUUCAAAAACUGCUAGGUAAUGCAUUCUUCUCUAAUUUUCCAAACUCAUGCUUUUUAUGCGGUGGAUGAUAUUUAAUAUGAUGUUACAAAACCAAAUACAUGGGAUAUAGUUGACUGUUUCUCUUGCAUCGUAAGUCUGUACAUUUCCUUGUAUUAUUAUUUGUUUGUGUAUGAGUUUGCAAUAAAUCAAUACAUGAUUAUGCUGAAAAUGGCUUGUCACUAUAGUUUUCUCUCAAUCUCCACAUCUCCGCGAUCGAAAUGGCGGUGAGAAAUGCUCUACUCAAGCACCUCAGAGUGAACGCCACCGCUUUGCCGUAGCUCCAAAACCCUACCGGCGGCCUGUCUCACCUGUUCAGACGCAAUUUCUCUUCAUUCCAGUAAAAGCUAUGCUGAGAUGAUGUUUGAGUUUGUUUUUUUUUUCAUUUUUCUGUAACAUCCCAGAAUUUUAUUUUAUUUUUUUCUCACUAUCUCCAGAUUCCAUGUGUAAUUUGGAUUUUGCUUUUUUCUUCAUAAUCAAUGUCGAUGGGAUACUCCAUUUAUGAUCAAAACUCUGUUAGAUCUCCCC
This is a messenger RNA of Salvia hispanica, 2680 nucleotides long. The record is from RefSeq and is a predicted model, not a curated record. Lineage: Eukaryota; Viridiplantae; Streptophyta; Magnoliopsida; Lamiales; Lamiaceae.